AUGAACGUAAGGGGCCCUUAUGUUCAUAUAUAUAUGUUCAUAUAGUUUCCUCCCGUUACCUCUCCACGUGGGUUUGUUUACAUCAUCUUCUGAAGAAGAAGAGGAAGACCCAUCACUGCCAUCAGCUGGUCCGCCCCUAAGCAGGCUAUAUAUUCACCGGAUCAUAGGUACGGGAGAACGCCUUCAACCGUGUCCACCGGGUGACCUCCAGGUCAAGUUUAAGAUCCACUUCACUCCACUGACCACCUCAGUCACAAAAUGGUGCAGACUGUCGAGGUUCAGGGCUUUGAUGCCUUCGUGGAGCAGCUGGAGGCAUUCAAGUCCUCAGGAAAAACCAUCUUUGCCUUGUUCAGCGGCUCCAAGGACACCAACGGCAAGAGCUGGUGCCCUGACUGUGUGGUGGCCGAGCCUGUGGUGAAGGGUGCCCUGGACAAGGCCCCCGAGGACUCCGUGUUCCUGUACGUGGGCGUGGGGGGACGGGACUUCUGGAAGGACCCGCAGUGUGUCUUCAGGACGGACUCGCGGACUCGCUUGAGGAGCGUGCCGACCCUCAUGAAGAUUGGCGGACCUCAACGCUUGGAGGAGGACCAGUGUGCCAAGAAGGAUGUGGUGGAGAUGCUGUUUGAAGAUGCUUAAUGCUGGAAGGAGCCAUAGAGAGUGUUGUCAGUACAGUUCACAGGUGUUAUAAACCAAGCAACAGCCUUAACUUGUAAUAUUUAAACUCAUUCCAUAUCAUCUUAUUGGAAAGCCAUUGUGGAAAUGCUCUUUGAUAAUGAUUAAUGCUGGAGGGAUCCAUAGAGCUAGUGUUGUCAGUACAGUUCACAGGUUUUCUAGACCAAGCAUCUCCCUAAACUUGUAAUACUUUAAACUCAUUCCAUCUCAACUUAUUACAGAGCCAUGGCAAUGCUCUUUGAAGAUGCUUAAAGCUGAAAGUUCCUAGUCAGUGUUAUAAUUUCAAGUCACAUGCAUUAAAAACAAACAGUAGGUCACAGGGUAUGCAGUUAGUGUUGUCAUCUGGUUUGAUUAACAUUUAUAACAUUUCUUCAUUUGUGGUACAGGUUUCAGUGGGGUUACUAAAGACUGUCAUUGCCAUAGACCAUUAUUGUAAUCUGUAUUAUGGGGCCAGUGUACUUCCCAUCUCAGAUCUGAGGCAUUCUUUCCACUUUGUCAGUAAGCAUUUGAGUAUUAAUAA
Eriocheir sinensis (Chinese mitten crab) is the source of this 1192-nucleotide messenger RNA. RefSeq names its product thioredoxin domain-containing protein 17-like. Gene Ontology annotation, molecular function: protein-disulfide reductase [NAD(P)H] activity. Gene Ontology annotation, cellular component: cytosol. The coding region runs from base 259 to 636 and encodes 125 amino acids. Lineage: Eukaryota; Metazoa; Arthropoda; Malacostraca; Decapoda; Varunidae. The record is from RefSeq and is a predicted model, not a curated record. The transcript is spliced from 2 exons.